UAAGCAUGUCUCUGCUAAGAAUAAGGAAACCUAAAACCCGCAAGGGUAAAAAGGUAUUAAUGGCCCGUGAGCCACAAUUGAUUGAAGGUCCCCGUAAUAUGCUGUUCUUGGAUGGUCGAAAAUGUGGCGGUGAUGUCAAGUCGUGUAUGAAAGAUAUACAACAACUGAAGAAACCUUUGGUAAAGGUACUGAACCGAAACAAUGAUAUUACACCUUUUGAGGAUCCAACUUCCUUGGAAUUUUUGACCCAGAAAAAUGACUGUGCCAUGUUUGCAUUCGGUUCCACAUCCAAAAAACGUCCAAACAAUUUAGUAUUGGGUCGCAUUUAUGAAAAUGAAAUCCUCGAUAUGGUCGAAUUGGGCAUUAAACGUUAUCAGGCAAUGUCCGAAUUUAAAACAGAAAAAAUCGGCACCUGUGUUAAACCCUGCUUGGUAUUUAAUGGUCCCAAAUGGUCACAAUCCGAAGAGCUAAGACGUCUAAAGAAUCUUCUAAUUGAUGCCUUCCAAAAGGAUAAAGUUGAAGCCAUUCGUUUGCAAGGCAUUGAACAUGUUAUGAGUUUUACAUGCACCGAGGAUUUAAAUAUUCUCCUGCGUUCCUAUAAAAUCUUACUGAAAAAAUCUGGACAAAGAACACCACGCAUUGAAUUGGUUGAAAUUGGACCCUCAGCUGAUUUCUCCAUUAGACGCACCAAAAUUGCCUCCGAAGAUCUAUAUAAACAGGCGCGCAAACAACCCAAACAACUUAAGGUUACCAAGAAGAAGAACAUUACUCGUGAUGAAUUGGGCAAUACCCAUGGUCGUAUACAUUUGGGUAAACAAGAAUUGGGCAAGAUCCAAACACGUCGUGUUAAGGGUCUUAAGAAAUCACCCGAAGAGAAAAAGGCUGACCGUCAAAAGAAGAAGGAACUGAUGAAGGCUGCUGCCCAAGAAUUACUAACAAAUAAUGAAUAGAUUGAUAUAAGCUAU
Messenger RNA from Musca vetustissima, 965 nucleotides. It is a transcript of the gene Non3, whose product is annotated as ribosome production factor 2 homolog. Gene Ontology annotation, biological process: ribosomal large subunit assembly; maturation of LSU-rRNA from tricistronic rRNA transcript (SSU-rRNA, 5.8S rRNA, LSU-rRNA). Gene Ontology annotation, cellular component: nucleolus. The coding region runs from base 6 to 950 and encodes 314 amino acids. The record is from RefSeq and is a predicted model, not a curated record. The transcript has 3 exons. NCBI's taxonomy places the organism in Eukaryota, Metazoa, Arthropoda, Insecta, Diptera, Muscidae. Gene Ontology annotation, molecular function: rRNA binding.